GGUACCAAAAAGCUGGAGAAGGAUCUUGGUAUUAAAGGGGGUUUGGUGGGUGGCCAGUAAGAUGGGUUCUCCAACCACGGACAGCUCAGGAAAGAGUCUGCAGUAUCAAGUGGAUCAUCUGCUAAGCGCCGUGGAGAAUGAACUACAAGCUGGCAGAGAAAAGGGGGAUCCUACCGAGAGGGAGCUGCGAGUCACUCUGGAGGACAGUGAACUGUGGUUGCGCUUCAAAGAACUCACCAAUGAGAUGAUUGUCACCAAAAAUGGCAGGCGAAUGUUCCCGGUGUUGAAGGCCAGCGUGUCCGGACUCGACCCCAACGCCAUGUACUCCUUCUUGCUGGACUUUGUGGCUGCAGACAAUCACCGCUGGAAGUACGUCAAUGGCGAAUGGGUGCCGGGAGGCAAGCCUGAGCCGCAGGCCCCGAGCUGCGUCUACAUCCACCCGGAUUCGCCCAAUUUUGGCGCCCACUGGAUGAAGGCGCCCGUGUCCUUCAGUAAGGUCAAGCUCACCAAUAAGCUCAACGGGGGAGGCCAGAUCAUGUUGAACUCCUUGCACAAGUAUGAGCCUAGGAUUCACAUAGUGAGAGUUGGCGGCCCUCAGCGAAUGAUCACCAGCCAUUCCUUCCCGGAGACACAGUUUAUAGCUGUGACAGCUUACCAGAACGAAGAGAUAACAGCAUUAAAGAUAAAAUAUAACCCCUUUGCAAAAGCUUUCCUGGAUGCAAAAGAAAGAAGUGAUCACAAAGACAUGAUGGAUGAAGUGGGAGACGGUCAGCAAUCACAAUAUUCACAAUUAGGUGGUUGGCUAAUUCCUGGAACAGGGACUCUUUGUCCUCCUGCCAGUCCUCAUUCCCAGUUUGGCACAUCUCUUUCACUGUCUCCUGCUCACAGUUGUGAAAGGUAUUCGUCGUUAAGAAAUCACCGACCUGCCCCUUAUCCAAAUCCAUAUACACAUAGAACCAAUUCUCCAACACCCUAUGGAGAUAGUUCUUCAGCAUGCCUUUCUAUGCUCCAAAGCCACGAUAAUUGGUCCAGCUUAGGAGUUCCAACUCCAACAAGUAUGUUGCCUAUGAAUCACAGUAGCGGUCCACCAACCAGCUCCAGCCAAUAUCCCAAUUUGUGGUCUGUGAGCAACAGCACCAUCUCACCCGUUUCACAGUCAGGCGGAAUGUCCAGUGGGAUAGGACCCCAGUUUUUGCGAGGCUCUACAACGCACUACCCCACACUUCCUCAUUCCGUCGCUACGACUUCUUCGGGCUCUCCCCUCUAUGACAAUGGGACACCCACAGAUAUUGCUGACAGUCAGUAUGAUGCCUCAGUGCAUGCUAGACUUGCCUCCACGUGGACUCCCGUCACAACUCCUUCUAUGUAGACCUUUUCUGAUGGCCAAAGACUUUCUAGUUGCUCUAAACUGGGAAUCCGCUGAGAAAGUUCCAGGAGUUAGAGGAAUAAGUCUUGACGUAUAUUAACGGUAAAGUAUCUGCACUAAUCGCUUGAUGCUCCUUUCAGUAUUAGAAUGUAUUAGUAAAUAGUACAGACACCUUAUGAAAGCUCUAGGAAUUUGUCUGGUGGUCCAGACCCCAAAGGACAUGAUUACCACCCUCUUUUCUACCUCUGCAGCCUUGAGGACUAGAAUUGUUGCCAAACUUCUGUUAAUGAGUGUUCAAAGCAUCAUGAACAGAUUCUUAAGCCAUUUUUGACUUUUUUUAAAAAAAAAUUAACAUCAGAUUAGGGAUUUGCCAAUACCAGAUUAGGGACCUCAUGAUUUCUUUUUUGUUCUGUUCAGUUUUUUAAAGGAAAAAAAACAGUAUUAAGGGCUGAUUUCUACCAAGCAUCAUACUUGACAGGUUUUCAUAGAUGAAUGUAUAAAUUGCUUCUGUUGAAAACAAUGAUGUGUAUAUUUCUGUUUUAUUUGAUUUUUGCUGGCAGUUUCAGAAAUAUAACUGUGACUUGGAUUUUUAUUUGUUGAAGGGUGAGAUUAUGCAUACACUUUCCCUAAGUAAUACUUUAUUAUUUACCCAGUUAAAGGAAAGGACAAUCAAUGGCUCCAGGCCUGGUUUUGUGGCCCCCAAAGUUUGUUUUCAUAAGUGUUGCUAAAAAUCAGCAGCAUUUUCCCAGGAUUCUAAAUAAGAAACACUCAAAUUGAAAAUUUAACUGCAUAAUAUGCCUAACCUAGUUUAACAAGGAAAUCACCCAAUAUCUUCCAGCAAUUUUCUUUCAGCCACUUGCUUACGGAUGUCCCAGUUGGGAUAGUUCAUUACCUGUUCUUUGAUCAUUCUAUAAUGCUUUGAAGAUGCAUACAAUGGAUGCAACAGUAUAGAAACUUCUAAAACAUUUCUAAAAAGAAAUGCCAAUUCUUUUAAAAUACCUCUAUAUAAUUAGCCUUAAAGAAUAGUUAAAAAUUGUGCACUAAUAAAAUAUGUGCCUUA
Molecule: messenger RNA, 2426 nt
Organism: Crotalus tigris (Tiger rattlesnake)
Lineage: Eukaryota; Metazoa; Chordata; Lepidosauria; Squamata; Viperidae
Gene: TBXT
Product: T-box transcription factor T
Exons: 8
Coding region: 62-1369 (435 amino acids)
Biological process (GO): regulation of transcription by RNA polymerase II; cell fate specification; positive regulation of DNA-templated transcription
Cellular component (GO): nucleus
Molecular function (GO): DNA-binding transcription factor activity, RNA polymerase II-specific; RNA polymerase II cis-regulatory region sequence-specific DNA binding
Source: RefSeq, a predicted model, not a curated record